This is a messenger RNA of Trichomonas vaginalis G3, 1065 nucleotides long. Its product is annotated as ribonuclease inhibitor domain-containing protein. The record is from RefSeq and is a predicted model, not a curated record. The coding region runs from base 1 to 1065 and encodes 354 amino acids. Lineage: Eukaryota; Parabasalia; Trichomonadida; Trichomonadidae. The transcript has a single exon.
AUGCCGUUUCUGUUUUAUCUCGCCCUUAUAGAAGCCCGAGAGAAGAGAAAAGCAGAAAAUUCUGAAAUUUUACAUGAAAUCAAUGCGUCUACAGUGGAUUUAUUAGUUCCUUCUUAUAUCACAGUAAUCGAAAAAGGUGCAUCUAUGAAUGCGACACUAUUAACAUCAGUUAAAUUUGAACCAUUUUCUUCUCUUACAAGAAUUGGUAAAUACGCAUUUGCUAAUUGCCCUAGAAUUAGAACAAUUGAUUUAUCUCUUUGCAAUAACUUAUGGAUAAUUCAAGAAGGAGCAUUCUUUAAUUCUAGCCUAGAAAUUGUAACACUACCAUCAUCACUUAAAUACAUUGAAAAUUCAGUUUUUGAAUUAUCAAAUAUUUCACAAAUCGAGAUCCCACGAAGUGUUAUAGUAAUUGGUGAGAAAUGCUUCUUUAAAUCAUCAUUACAACAAAUAACAUUCCAAAAACAUUCUUUAUUAAGUGAAAUUGGUCCGAAUUCGUUUGCUGAAACAUUUUUAUUUUCUAUAACAUUACCAGAUAAUCUUAAAAAUAUAGGGUAUUCAGCUUUUACACGUUCUCAACUCCAUUCAAUAAGUUUUGAAACAAAAAGUAAUUAUUUCGAAAUAAACAAUAAAAUGAUUAUCAGAUCCCAGACAAAACAACUAGUUGCAUCGUUUUAUUACGAACAAGAAAGCAUUACAAUUCCAGACGGAAUUACUGAGAUUUCUAAAGGAGGAUUUUUACUUUCUCCCAUAGAAGACUGUAAAUUCCCAUCGUCUUUACUCUACAUUCGUGAAAGAGCCUUCGCAGUUUCACAAUUAGUCAAUCUUACGAUUCCAAGUUCUGUAAAACUUAUUGAUAAGUACGCAUUUCAUAAUUGCUACCAGCUGAGAUCUCUUGUUAUUGAGUCAGAGAAUACGGUUCUUGCUGAUAAUUGUUUUGGAAGUAAUUUCCAAUUAUGCGGCAUUAACUGCCCUAUAAAAAUGAUAGAUAGACUAAUGAAAGUUGGUAUACAACCUUUUUCAUUUCAGAAAUGCAUAUCAAAGAUUUCAGAGAAAAAUAUGAGUUAA